Molecule: messenger RNA, 2749 nt
Organism: Solea solea (common sole)
Lineage: Eukaryota; Metazoa; Chordata; Actinopteri; Pleuronectiformes; Soleidae
Gene: cog8
Product: component of oligomeric golgi complex 8
Exons: 5
Coding region: 154-1986 (610 amino acids)
Biological process (GO): intra-Golgi vesicle-mediated transport
Cellular component (GO): COG complex
Source: RefSeq, a predicted model, not a curated record
GGUUGUCUCUCUCUCUCUCUGUUUGAGGUGUGAUUAUAGGAACAAUAUUAACAUUUCCAAUGCACCUUUCUCUUUAAAGCUUUGUGCAAAGUCCAGUCCGAACGGGUUUGUGUCGCUGACAUACCACAAGCGAGAGCUGAAUCCUGAACCAACAUGGCGGCGGUAGACGUGGAAGACGAGAGUAUUUUGGCGUCUAUCUUUAAGGACAGCUUCCCGGACAGCUGGAGAGACAACCCGGACUUCACCGUCUACCUCUCUGAGCUAAGCUCCUUUGGGGUGGAGAAACUGAGCCGGGAGCCGGAGCGACUGGCGGAGGAGCGGGCUCAGAUCCUGCAGCAGACCCGGGAGCUGGCAUUCUCCAACUAUCAGACCUUCAUUCGCACCGCCGACUGCACCAAACACAUCUAUCGGGACUUCGGACGGGUGGAAAGUAGCGUGUCCCGGCUUUUGGACAAGCUUCCAGGCUUCGGGGAGAAAUGCAGGGGCUUUGUGAAGGAGGCAGAUGACAUAGGUGUCAGUCGUAGGAUGAACAGCCUGACGCUGAACCGCCACACUGAGAUCUUGGAGAUUCUGGAGAUCCCCCAGCUCAUGGACACCUGUGUCCGAAACGGAUACUAUGAGGAGGCUCUAGAGUUGGCAGCGUAUGCCAAGAGGCUGGAGAAGAAACACUCCUCCAUCCAAGUCAUUCAUGGUAUCGUGCGCGAGGUGCGCCAGUCGACUCAGCUGAUGCUCAACCAGCUGUUGCAGCAGCUGCGCAGCAACUCGCAGCUUCCUGUCUGCUUGCGUGUCAUUGGUUACCUGCGGAGGAUGGACGUGUUUACAGAGGCAGAGCUGCGAGUCAAGUUCCUACAGGCCCGUGGCACCUGGCUGAACUCCAUCCUGGCUGCCAUCCCCGAAGAUGACCCCUAUUUCCACAUCACCAAAACCAUAGAGGCCUGCAGAGUUCACCUGUUUGACAUUAUCACCCAGUACAGAGCUAUCUUUUCUGAUGAGGACCCACUGGUGCCCCCUGCUGGUGAGCAUGUGGUGGUGAAUGAAGGUGCAAUCUUCCACGGCUGGUUGGUGCAGAAAAUGUCUGAGUUUCUGGAGACAUUAGAGAGGGACCUGCAGCGGGGUGUGGGGGGGCGUCUGGACUCCCUGCUGGGUCAGUGCAUGUACUUUGGCCUCUCCUUUAGCAGAGUGGGGGCAGAUUUCCGCGGGCAACUGGCGCCCAUGUUCCAGAGGGUGGCAGCAGAGACAUUUGGCAGAGCUGUGCAAGAAGCUGUGGACAAAUUCCAAGAAGACAUGAACCUGUAUACACUAAUUGCUCUGCCUUCAGUACUGGGAGGGACCAUUCCCCCUGUGGCCCCCAGCAUCCAGCCUGGCACCCUGCAGCCCCCCAUGUCCCUGCUGGACUUCCAGCCACUGGCCUGCUUCCUCAACAACAUACUGACUGCCUUCAAUGACCUCCGGCUCUGCUGCCCUGUAGGCCUGGUCCAGGAUAUAACCAGGUGUCUGGAGGGUGCUCUGAAAAUGGUGACCCGUCAGAUUCUCGUGUUCCACCGGGCAGAGGAGUCGGCAUUCAGCAGCAGAGAGAAGGAGCUGUUUGUUCAGUUCUGUUGCUCGUACGCUGAAGACUUGCUGCCGUUCCUCAACCGCUGCCUGCAGGUCCUGUUUCCUCCAGCGCAGGUGGCCCUCAUUCUGGGCGUCGCUCCAACUCAGCUACAAAAGUAUGACAGUUUGGGUUGCAUUGACCUCGCUGCGGUCCUCAAGCCUCUGGACUUUGUGCUUCCACAGAGGGAAGCGUUAGCUCCACUGCCGGUGCCCGAGGUCGAUAUCUCCAGUGAGCUGAGCAGCCUGAAGUUUGAAACGCCACACGAAGAACGAGUAACUGAUCCAGAACCUUCAGUGACCCAGUCCAGUCCCAGAGAACCUGAGUCUGAGGCAACUGCUGAACCAACAGAGGCGAACUUUGACGAUCAAGAUGAGGAGUUUUCUCUGGAGUAACAGACGCUGGUGCGAAAGAGAAUCAAAUUAUUUCAUGAUCUCCCAAGUUUAGAGAGGAGUCUCAACGAACAAGUUGAAGAACUGCUGUAGUUUUUGGGACCUGGUGAUGGACAAUUUUACCUUUUCAGGAUUUUAUGAACUUAAAAAAAAGUGUAUAAGGAAAAAUAUUAUUUAACAACCAUACCAUGUUAAAUUAAUCUAUUUUGAUUACUGAAUAAUAAUUUUAGUUUCUAAUGUCCGUUAACACAUCUACUGCGUUUCAUUCACUCAGAUUUCAGGUACACUGAAUGUCGCUUUUGCAGGGAUGAUGUCAUCGACUGCAUAUGACCAAAUGAAUGUUAGAGAAUCACUGUUAUUUAUCAUGACAUCAGACAGUGUAAAUAAAAACACCAAGUUCUGACUCAUUUGUGUCUGAGAGGAAAACUGCAUGACGUUUUCAAUGACAUUUCAAAUGUUAAACUGUGACCUUUCUCUAGCUGGCUGCUGUAUUGGUUUCUAACAGUUUAAUGAAGUUGUAAUUCCAAAAUUAAGACUAACUUCCAAAGGAGAAUUUUGCAUUUCUUUUGUUGGUUUUCUUACAUGUUCUCUCGUCCAGAAUCUAUAAUUUCACAUCAGUUCAAUAUGCAUAGAGUAAAUCUGAUACAUGUUUAACAGUUCUUACUUUAUUAAGCCUUAUUUUAAUGAUGCAUUUUCUGGGCCUACUGUUCUUUUGGUACAGGGACAAUUCUUCAUUACAAAAAAUAAAUAAAUGGUCUUAAACUUA